CCCCCAACCACCGCCUCCCAAACCUACAAAUCCCUCCACGCAACCUCCCUCUCCUUCAUCACCGCCCAAUCCUUCAACCCCUCCCUCUCAACCCGCAUGAACAUCCCCCUCCUGUCCUCCCUCUGCACCCCCUCCUUCACCCACACCUUCGGCCACCACCACGCCGUCUCCGCCGCGCCACCCCUCCAAGGCACCUUUUCCUUCUCCGCCUUCGCCGCGCACCUAGGCGCCAUGGUGCCGCGGAUGGAAUCGUGGGAGCUGAGGGUUGCCGAUGUGUUGGUUGAUGAGGUGCAGAUGAGGGGGGUUGUAAGGGUUAGUUAUUUUAUGAAGGUCAAGGGUGGGGGCGAGGGGCAUGUGGUGGAGAAUGAUGUUUUGUGGGUGUUGGGGUUUGAGAGGGAGGGGGACGAGGUUAAGGUGUGUAGGAGUGUGGAGUUUGUGGAUGGGGUUGCGGCGGGGAGGUUGAGGGAGUUGAUG
Bipolaris victoriae FI3 is the source of this 474-nucleotide messenger RNA. RefSeq lists its product as hypothetical. The transcript has a single exon. Lineage: Eukaryota; Fungi; Ascomycota; Dothideomycetes; Pleosporales; Pleosporaceae. The annotation marks the transcript as partial. The record is from RefSeq and is a predicted model, not a curated record.